Molecule: messenger RNA, 1203 nt
Organism: Trematosphaeria pertusa
Lineage: Eukaryota; Fungi; Ascomycota; Dothideomycetes; Pleosporales; Trematosphaeriaceae
Exons: 2
Coding region: 1-1203 (400 amino acids)
Source: RefSeq, a predicted model, not a curated record
AUGUAUCCCCCAUUCCAAAUUCUCGCCCUUCUCGCUGCUUUAGCCCCGAGCGCUCAGGCAGCGCCCGUCCAUCCCCCCGCUCUUCCCUCAUACCUGAAUUCUCCUCCCCCUCCCCCUAUCCUCGAACACUUCCCGCUCACACCUCGCAUCGCGGCUCUGGAGUCGCGCGCCAGUAUUCGUCCCGAUAUCCAACCUCCGAAAACACAGGGCUGGAGCGCGGGACAGAUCGCCGUCGUGGUGGUCGGGUGCGUAGCGGUGGCGUGCUUGCUGCCAUUGGUGGGGAGGAUGUCGCGGUGCUUUUUUGCCCGUGGGAAGCUUGCAGGAAAGGCGGAGCAACGUGGUGCAGAUGUGGAGAAGGGGUCAGAGAAGGUGGAACGGGAGAUGAUGGGAGUGGAUGAACGCCAGGUUGAGCACCCGGCGGAGCGCUGGGACUCGGUGGAGUUGAUGAGGCCACUAAUUGCGCCGGAGAUGGCUGCGGGUACGGAUCGGGAUGAACCGAUGGAGCCUUCCCUUCCCUUCCCUUCUCUUCCCGGCAACCCCUCUCCCUCCAUUGCCCACCCAGACUCCCUUCCCCCCCUUCCCGACGCGGAAAAAACCAUCACACCAACGCUCCUCGCAGCAGUCUUCCUCACCCACGCCCUCACCGCCGCAAACCCACCCCCCAACUCCACCACAAUGACCGGCUUCACAUGGCCCAGCCCAGCGAACCGCACCAAUAGCACCAAACUCCUGCUCGACUACUCCCAUCCAACAGCCAUGCGCGAGGCCCUGGACACUUCCACUUCCGCUUCCGCUUCCACCUCCACCCCCGCCUCCCAUCAUCACACCCAUCACCACCUGACCAAGACCGGCAAAGCGCUCAUCAUCACCGCGAUCUGCAUCGCGCUGCUCCUCUUCUGCGGCUUGCUCUACUACAUGCUGCGUAUCCGCACGCUGGGGAAGAAGACUAAGAGGGUGGAUGGUCUGGAGGUGAAGCCGCAGGAAUGGGGGGAGGAGAUGCAGUUGCCGGUUCGGAUGUUGACGGCGGAGGAGGUGGAGGGGAAGAAGAAGACGAAGGAGAAGAAGGGUGGCGUUGCUGCAAUGCCGCGGGGGACGAAGGAGACGCGGCAGGAGUAUGAGGAUGUGGAUCUUGGAGGUGGAGGGGCGGAGAAGCCGGAGGCUGAUGUCCGGCUGUGGUUUAUGAAGGAGGGGCGGGGGGUUUGA